Beta vulgaris subsp. vulgaris (sugar beet) is the source of this 1352-nucleotide messenger RNA. RefSeq names its product B3 domain-containing transcription factor VRN1. Bases 134 to 1021 code for a protein of 295 amino acids. Lineage: Eukaryota; Viridiplantae; Streptophyta; Magnoliopsida; Caryophyllales; Amaranthaceae. The transcript has 5 exons. Gene Ontology annotation, molecular function: DNA binding. The record is from RefSeq and is a predicted model, not a curated record.
GCAGUGAGCCAGUGACCCUUCCCCUCUCUCUCUUUCUCCACCUGCAUGCACCCUCUUGUCGACAGUAAGUAGGCUUCCUACCGGAGAAAUUAAGCAUACAAUACCCAUUAUAAUAUUCUCAGCUCUUUAUAUCAUGACAAAUGAUGAUAUAAUAUCCGGGUUUCCCAGCUUCUUCAAGUUGAUUCUUGCACCCAGACUUGAUCUUCAUAAAUUGGAAAUUCCGACGGUUUUCAUGAAAAAUUAUGGGAUUGAUCUGACAGACAUUGUAUACCUCAACAUUCCAACUGGUAAGAUAUGGAAAGUGAAACUAGUCAAGGAAAAAAAUACAAGGGUUUGGUUGCAGAAUGGGUGGCCAAAAUUUGUGGAAUUCUACUCAAUUUCCCACGGUUAUGCUUUGAUGUUUAGAUACACAGGAAGUUUGCGUUUCAAUGUCCAUAUAUUUGACAUGAGUGCAUCUGAGAUCGAUUAUCCUCUUCGUACCAAAACAUGCAAGCAAAUCCUUAAGAGAAAGAUCAGGGAGAACAAUAAUAAUAAGGAUGCUAACAUGAAUGCACCAACUAGUUCUUCCCAUAAAGCUAAAGGGAUGGUUGGACCAAAACGAAGUAAAUUUUGGGGUAAUACAAGGGGUGCUACACCUGAAGAAAUCAAGAACGUAGAAUCUUAUGCUUAUCAGUGUGGAUAUCCUUCAUUCGCUGUCAAAAUGCGACCAUCUUACGUACAAUACUCAUUUGUUUUGAAUGUACCAUCCGCAUUUUUCAAACAGUACACAAGCACUGAAGCUGUAAACUUCAUACUCAAAAACGUGACUGGUAAAACCUGGCCAGUGAAAGCCAAUCGAAAACAUGAACAUGUGAAGAUCUCCAAAGGAUGGAAAUUAUUUGCAAUCCACAAUAAUUUACGUGUAGGAGAUAUUUGUGUUUUCGAAUUGAUGAAGAAGGGUGCUCAGAAUUCUUUCAAAGUUGGUAUAAUUCGCUCUUGUGAUGUUGCUAAAGAAGAAGCCCAUAUUAAAGCUGAAGUAUGAAGUUGCUUACAAACAAUGGUAAAAGAUAAAUUCGUAACACUUCCUCCCUUUUUUUUAGUUGCAACACUUUUUUUCAUCAACUCCAAUGUAAAAUUAAAAUUUGGGUAGGAUGGAGGUAGAGAGGAGAAAAAGAGAGGGCCUCAUGUGAUUAGAAAGAGAUAGCGAGAAAUGAAAAAUAAAAGUAGAAAGUAUUGCAACUAAUUAAUUAUUUUCCUUUUAAGAAAGUGUUGCAACUAAAAAAAAAGAAGAAAGUAGUGAUGUUUCUUAGAAAUUUGUGAUGAGAUGAUGAGAGUUUAUAUGGCAAUUGAAGCUUCUUAGUGGCUUACCGAUU